This is a messenger RNA of Aspergillus terreus NIH2624, 423 nucleotides long. RefSeq lists its product as uncharacterized. The record is from RefSeq and is a predicted model, not a curated record. NCBI's taxonomy places the organism in Eukaryota, Fungi, Ascomycota, Eurotiomycetes, Eurotiales, Aspergillaceae. Bases 1 to 423 code for a protein of 140 amino acids. The transcript has 2 exons.
AUGGCUGUCCCUCCCAUCGCAAAGGCCACCUUGCAGGCUGCCCUGAUCAACGCCGGCUCGAAUGUGCUGGCGCAGGGAAUCAAAGCCUACAAGAAUGAGAGUCUUUUCUAUUUCACCACCUACGCUUUCAUAUCUUCACCAUUGAUGUUCUUGUGGGGAGAAGGACUGGAAAAAGCACUCCCUGGAUCUGUCGAGUCCGAACGCACGAAACCCAAAACGGAUAAUGACAAGACGCAAAAGCCGAGGCUCAAUGUGAAGAAUACCGUGUUGAAAAUCACGAUCGACCAGACUGUCGGAGCUGUGUGGAAUACGGUCCUGUUUAUUGCGACCCUCGGCCUGCUGCGAGGGGAAGCCUACGAAACUAUUCUUGACCAGAUCCGUACAGUAGGUCCAUCCUGUCUUCGGGAUACCGUCAUUAUCUAG